AUGUCGCAAGUGAAGACUUCCAAUGUUGAGCCUCCUGUUACCUUGGAUCAUAAGUCGGAGCCAGUAGUCGAGGUCAAACCAACUACUUCAGAUGACGGAAAUACGACGGACGGCAGCGCUCCCUCUGUCAAGGCCGACCACCCACAAUUUGCACGAAAAGCCUCUAUCAGCGUCUCAACUACCAACAUCUCGUCUGGCUCUGACAUCAAAUCGCCACAUAUAAAGCCUGAAGUUACAGAGGAGGAGAAGUCAAAAGUCGACGCUAAAUCAACUGAGAGUGUUGAUGGCGAAAAAAAGUCAGACACGCCGACAAUCGAGGAGAAAUACGCUAGGCUGCUCAAAAGAUUCGAAGGUCUUGAAAAGAAGCUCAAGGAUAGUGGCUACAUAACUGUCGAAGAAUCAGAGAUACUUCCCGGGGAAGGAGGAACCGAAGAGAAAGUCGAAGAAGAAGAAGAAGUAAAGCCAGAAAAGCCCUUCUCGCUCGACGAGCAGAUCAAAUAUGUGUCAAGUGAAGAUUGGUGGAACGACAAGGUCAAGGCAUUGUGGUCCAGUACUGAAAGCCCGCAUACACUUAUCGUAUCUAUGAAACCUGCUACCAUCAACCCACAUAAUUUACUUGAUGCGGAGACGACAGAUGUGACAAAGGAAAAGCCAGCAAAAGAUAGCAAGGAACCGCCCGACGCUUUGGAGAACCUAGACCCCGACAGAAUUACAAUCAUGUGCCCCACACUUUUGGGGGAGAUUAGCAAGAUUAGUGGUGCUAAGUUCGCACCAAACGUCAAUAUCCUCGUCGCACCUUUCAAGCCACUGAUACCGUUUCGCGACCAGUUUGAAGAAAGCAUGGCCGAGAAACAGGCUUUGUAUGAAAAGCUUGUUGCGGAGAAGGAAGUAGUUGAAAAGAAAAAGCUACAGGAACCGGCUGAGGGUGUCGAGAAGAAGGACAAGGACGGCAAGACUGAGACACUGGAGUCACCAAAAGAGAAGAAGAAAGAAGAAAAGGACAAGAAGAAAGACAAGGCCAAGGAUGAGAAUAAGUCCGAUGAUUCUGACGCCAAGGACAAGAGUAAGGAGACUGAAGAGGAAUGGAGCACCGAGGAUCAAACGCGCUUGAAGGAAGCUCAGAAGAUUGCUAAUGGGAUGAAGUGUAUUUUGUACAUCUUUGAUAAGCACCUCACGAUUACUACCGAAAUCCGACGUCAAAUCAAGGCGGGGACACUCAAAGAAAUUGCUUUCGAUUACCUCUGGCAUCUAUUCAAGCCAGGAGACUUCAUUGUUUCCCGAAAGCCUAAAGAGCAAGCAUACCGUGUCCUGCAUGCGGGUGGUGGACGAAGAUAUCGUGACCCAGGACUGGAUUACGAGGGGAAACCAGUCAUUAUCAGCAUGCCCAAGGCGGCUUCGAAUUUCUUCAUUGAUUGCUACAACAUCGACUACGACGGGAAGAACUAUGGCGCUGCGCCUAAAACAUUUUAUAUCACACCGUACGAGGGAUUACGUGCGAUCACAGCUCUGGAUUAUGUUCCCCUCAAGUUACUGCCCGAGUCUGACCGAGCUGCGUUGGAAACGGCUUUGGCUACUAGAGGCAAGAAGUUUGUGAGGUUGGUUCGGAUGACGCAUGUGAGAUAUAGAGGUCUCAGUGUGAAGGAAGGAAACUUUAGGCAUGAGGAGCUCGACGGUGAUGCCGUGAUCGAUUUCGCAUUGGCUUUCAAGAACAGCAAAGCACCAAACGAAAUCGAGCAUCCUCUUUUCGGGGGUGAUAUCAUCGAAGAACCAACCAAACCAGAUUCCAGAGAGUGGAAAGAAGCUGUUCAGGGAUGUGCUUCUAUCGGUCACUGCGAAACUCUGUACUCUUACGAUGACUCUGAAUUUGAUGUGUCCCAACGAACUGCUUUCAUCAAUCUUCCUAGUACUAACUUGGAUACUGUAUCAGCGGAUGAGGGUAAACUUGGCAGAGAUAGACAUAUGUUAUUGCCAUAUCGUGUCUAUGGAUAUCUCCUGUUGAGUCGCAAAUGGUAUCCUUUGGAUAUAGAUCUUUGCCAAGACGUCAAGGAAAUCAACAAAGAUGCCCCAGAUGGAUUCGCAGAUCUCGUUCUUGAGGAAGAUCACAAACAGAUUGUCCGCGCGCUAGUUAAGACUCAUGCUAGAGGACCACGCUCAGCACCUACUAAGAAAGACGACUCUUUGGCCUCCCGAGAUAUCGAUAUUGUGAAAGGGAAGGGCAAGGGUCUCAUUAUCUUGUUGCAUGGUGUCCCUGGUGUUGGGAAAACCUCUACUGCAGAGUGUGUCGCCGCGAACACUAACCGCCCGCUAUUUCCUAUUACUUGUGGUGAUAUUGGCGGAGCGACUGCAAAAGAAGUUGAAGACAACCUCGAGUCGUACUUUGACCUAGCAAGAGAAUGGGGAUGUGUACUACUCCUUGACGAAGCAGAUGUGUUCCUUGGCGAGAGAACGAAGGGAGACUUCGUACAAAACAGUCUUGUAUCAGUCUUCCUCCGAGUUCUAGAGUACUACAGUGGCAUCCUAAUCCUAACCACAAACCGCGUCGGACAAUUCGACGAAGCCAUCAAAUCCCGCGUCCACAUCUCCCUCUACUAUCCACCGCUAACCCGCAAAUCCUCCCUCGAAAUCUGGAAAAUGAAUCUCAACCGCCUCACCCGCCAAGACCAACUCCGUCCCAACGGUCGUCCCAUAAUCUUCUCCCGCAAAGACAUCAUCGAAUUCGCCAAAGGCCACUGGGCCGACAACGAACCCACCAAAACGAAUUGGAACGGCCGCCAGAUCAAGAACGCGUUUCAAACCGCCAUUGCACUUGCAGAAUGGGAUUAUAUGGAAAGCAAAGGCCGGCUGCGAAACGAUGUCUCUGGCCCGCUCCUCGAAGCUAGACAUUUCAGACAAGUCGCUGUCGCGAGCGCUCGUUUCGAUAAUUACCUCCAAUCAGUGCGCGACACGGACUCGAAAAACGCGCUCGCGAAACUAAACCGCAAAGACAACCACGUCGAUAAAGGCACGCCCACAGACACAGGCCGCAAAUACCCUAGCUAUCAAGACAAGACCCGCUCUAAGAAACCCAUCGCAACAGGGAGCACGAGCGAUGGCAGCGAAGACAGUGACAGCCCGAGUGAAGACUCCGACGACGAGUUCAAGGUGAAGAAACAGGAGAUGGAUAGUCUGAGGAUGGAGAAGGAGAAGAGAGCGGAGAAGAAGGCGGAGGCGGAGCGGGUUGCGAAGAGGGUGGCGAAGGAGGCGAAGAGGGCGGCGGUUAAGGAGAGGGAGGAGGAGAGGAGGAGGGAGGAGUUGCUUGCGAGGGGUGGGGAGAGUCAUGAUGAUGAGGAUGAGGAGGAUGAUGAUGAUUAUUGA
Molecule: messenger RNA, 3354 nt
Organism: Glarea lozoyensis ATCC 20868
Lineage: Eukaryota; Fungi; Ascomycota; Leotiomycetes; Helotiales; Helotiaceae
Product: P-loop containing nucleoside triphosphate hydrolase
Exons: 5
Coding region: 1-3354 (1117 amino acids)
Molecular function (GO): ATP hydrolysis activity; ATP binding
Source: RefSeq, a predicted model, not a curated record